UGGUGAAGGCAGCAAGGUGGCAGCCCUGGUGGUGGUGAAGCAUCAGUCAGCCGGGCGAGGCAGCAGCGCACACACCACCUACCACCACUUCUCACACUACCAUGAGGGAAAUUGUUCACAUCCAGACCGGCCAGUGCGGCAACCAGAUCGGGACCAAGUUCUGGGAAAUCAUCAGUGAUGAACAUGGCAUUCAACCAACGGGAGAAUAUACUGCUGGUGUGGAGAAAGAGCUGAUGGAUCUUCAGUUAGAGCGCAUUAACGUAUACUACAAUGAGGGCAAUCAGGGAAAGUAUGUUCCACGUGCUGUCUUGGUGGAUCUGGAGCCUGGCACCAUGGACAGUGUUCGGGCAGGACCUCAUGGUCAGCUUUUUAAGCCAGACAGUUUUGUAUUUGGUCAGAGUGGUGCUGGAAAUAACUGGGCAAAGGGUCACUACACAGAAGGAGCAGAACUAGUAGACUCUGUAUUGGAUGUUGUCAGAAAGGAAUCUGAAAAGUGUGACUGUUUGCAAGGAUUUCAGUUAACUCAUUCCUUGGGUGGUGGUACUGGUUCAGGAAUGGGUACCCUCCUUGUAUCAAAAAUCCGUGAAGAAUUCCCAGACAGGAUCAUGGUUACUUUCUCUGUUGUGCCCUCUCCAAAGGUAUCUGAUACAGUAGUGGAACCUUACAAUGCUACCCUCUCAAUUCAUCAGCUAGUUGAAAACACAGAUGAAACUUACUGUAUUGACAAUGAGGCAUUGUAUGACAUUUGCUUCAGAACGCUCAAACUGCAAAACCCAACUUACGGAGAUCUGAAUCACUUAGUUUCCCUCACAAUGUCUGGCGUGACUACGUGUUUAAGGUUCCCUGGUCAGCUAAAUGCUGAUCUCCGGAAGCUUGCUGUUAACAUGGUGCCCUUCCCUAGACUUCACUUCUUCAUGCCUGGAUUUGCUCCUCUUACCGCCCGUGGAUCACAACAGUAUCGUGCUCUCACAGUUCCAGAACUCACUCAGCAGAUGUUUGAUGCAAAGAACAUGAUGGCUGCAUGUGAUCCUCGUCAUGGACGUUACCUUACUGUUGCUGCUAUCUUCCGUGGCAGAAUGUCAAUGCGGGAAGUUGAUGAUCAGAUGUACAACAUCCAGAACAAGAAUUCCUCAUUCUUUGUAGAAUGGAUUCCCAAUAAUGUUAAGACAGCAGUGUGUGACAUUCCACCUCGAGGCUUAAAAAUGUCUUCUACAUUCAUUGGAAAUUCUACUGCUAUCCAGGAAUUGUUCAAGCGUGUUAGUGAACAGUUCACAGCUAUGUUCAGGCGCAAGGCUUUCCUCCAUUGGUACACUGGAGAAGGUAUGGAUGAAAUGGAGUUCACAGAAGCUGAAUCCAACAUGAAUGAUCUGGUUUCAGAAUACCAGCAGUACCAGGAAGCUACUGCUGAUGAUGAAGCAGAAUUUGAGGAAGAGGGUGAAGUUGAAGGAGAGUACGAUUAACUUUUUUUGAUCUUUCCAAUGCUAUUGGUAGAAUUAUUCUUCUGCCAACUUCAGUAUUUUCAUAGUGUAAUCAAAGGAUACCAAUGAAACUGCAUUUCAUUCUUCAGUUAACUACCAUGUAGUUUUUUCCAUACAACAUUCCUGUUUUGUUCUAUUUUUGUUUACAGCUUGUAUUAAAGUUUUUAAUUACAAAA
This is a messenger RNA of Cherax quadricarinatus, 1654 nucleotides long. RefSeq names its product tubulin beta-2 chain. Gene Ontology annotation, biological process: mitotic cell cycle; microtubule cytoskeleton organization. Gene Ontology annotation, molecular function: structural constituent of cytoskeleton; GTP binding; GTPase activity. NCBI's taxonomy places the organism in Eukaryota, Metazoa, Arthropoda, Malacostraca, Decapoda, Parastacidae. The record is from RefSeq and is a predicted model, not a curated record. Gene Ontology annotation, cellular component: cytoplasm; microtubule.